UAUUCUCUGUUGUUUCAGAUAUCCACGAAAUCAAAAUUCCUUUUUUUCAGCACUGCAGGCUAAAAUUUUUGGAUUAUUAAGUCCCGGAUUUUGUAAAAUUGAUUUUUGGAAAUUUUUAUGUAUUGGGGUCAAAAGGUCAAAAAUAAGAAAAUGUGUACAAUACCAAAAUUUAACACAAAUAGUGCAACACAUUUUCCCCUUGCCUCCUCACAAUUUUUUCUGAAAAUUAAAAGUUCCUUUAAAAAAUGAUCUUUUAACCUUUUAACUCUGACAUGAACAAAUGAGUGAUAAUUUGGUCAACUUUUCCUCAACACAUUAUUAUUCUGUUGUUGCGGAUUAUUCGACUAAUCUAAAGGAAGUGUUGGCAAAAAAGAUUCCUGAACAUAAUAAGAAAGUUGCUGAGUUCCGCAAAGGUUAUGGAGAUGCAAUAGUUCAGAGUGUUACUGUUGAUAUGAUAUAUGGAGGAAUGCGUUCUUUGAAGGCUAUGGUUUGUGAGACUUCUGUUCUUGAUCCUGAUGAGGGAAUUCGUUUCCGUGGUUAUUCUAUACCUGAAUGUCAAGAAAAGUUACCUAAAGCUGCUGGGGGAAGCGAGCCUUUGCCUGAAGGAAUUUGGUGGUUGUUGUGUACUGGAGAUAUUCCUGAUCAGAAACAAGUAAAUGCAAUCAGUAAGGAAUGGGCAGCACGUGCAGAUUUGCCUGAUCAUGUUGCUCAAUUGCUUGAAACUACGCCACCAAAUCUCCAUCCAAUGGCACAAUUUGUUGCGGCAAUUGCAGCAUUGCAGACUGAAUCUAAAUUUGCGCAAGCAUAUUCUAAGGGUGUAGCAAAGAGUACUUACUGGGAGUAUACUUAUGAGGAUUCAAUGAACUUACUUGCAAAAUUGCCUACUAUUGCAGCUACUAUUUAUAGAAAUCUUUAUCGUGAGGGAACAUCUGUGGGAGUUAUUGACGUCAAUAAGGAUUGGUCUGCUAAUUUCUGUUCGAUGCUUGGUUAUACCGAUCCUGUAUUUGUCGAGUUGAUGCGACUUUACUUGGUUAUUCAUUCUGAUCAUGAAGGAGGAAAUGUGUCUGCGCAUACAUGCCAUUUAGUUGGAUCGGCUCUUUCGGAUCCCUACCUCUCUUUCUCUGCGGCAAUGUCGGGUCUCGCUGGACCUCUUCAUGGAUUGGCAAAUCAGGAAGUUCUCGUUUUCCUCACAAAAUUAGUUGGCGAAGUUGGACACGACUAUACUGAAGAGGAGCUCAAACGAUGGGUCUGGGAUCAUCUCAAGAGUGGAAAGGUCGUUCCUGGUUAUGGACAUGCCGUACUUCGAAAGACCGAUCCUCGCUACACUUGUCAACGUGAAUUUGCUUUGAAACAUUUGCCAAAGGAUCCGCUAUUCAAACUUGUUUCUGACCUCUACAAGAUAACACCAAACAUUCUAUUGGAGCAAGGAAAGGCAAAGAAUCCGUGGCCAAACGUUGAUGCACAUUCUGGGGUUCUUCUGCAAUAUUUUGGAAUGAAAGAGAUGAGUUACUACACCGUCCUUUUUGGUGUUUCUCGAGCUUUGGGUUGCUUAUCACAAAUGAUUUGGGCGCGUGGAAUGGGAUUGCCACUUGAACGACCUAAAUCACACAGUACUGAAGGACUUAUGAAGUUAGCGAAGACAGCAAAAGGAGAGAAAUAA
Meloidogyne enterolobii is the source of this 1660-nucleotide messenger RNA. The record is from the annotation of a GenBank genome assembly. Lineage: Eukaryota; Metazoa; Nematoda; Chromadorea; Rhabditida; Meloidogynidae.